Strongylus vulgaris is the source of this 2124-nucleotide messenger RNA. NCBI's taxonomy places the organism in Eukaryota, Metazoa, Nematoda, Chromadorea, Rhabditida, Strongylidae. The record is from the annotation of a GenBank genome assembly.
GACGAGGAUGAGGAGUUUCCCGAUGGAGAAGCGCAGGUAGAAGCAGAGCAUGCUAUCGAGGAUGUAGAAGGUCAUCAUGACUUUGAACAGCCACACUUAAAUGAUAAUCCACCUAGAGUCGUAGAACAGCCCGGACUAGAUAUUCCACCUGCUGAAGAUAAUUGGAGAGAUUUAGAUAGAUUGGGAGACGAAUUGACUUGGCAGAGACUAUUGGGUUUGGACGGUUCACUUGUUUUUCUAGAACGCGUAGUCUGGGUGAUCUCAUUGGAUACACUUUUUACGAUUAUGUUUGCGUAUGCCCCUUAUAAGCUAGGAUUCUAUAUCUUGACCAAGUGUGGAGUCAUGCAAUCCAUCCACUACUUCCCGUCAAUAGCUGCAAUAUUGGCUGGUUACGUUGCAGUCACGGCAAUAAUCUAUGUGCUGCACUAUGUUGUUGGAAUCAUACGAUUAGCAAGAUUCGAUGUGCAGGUGUACGUGUUUUAUUUCGCGUCCUUUGUUCUGCUGUUGCGCGAGGUUUUGCGCCCCGGAGUGUUGUGGUUCAUGCGAAAUUUGAAUGAUCCUGAGUUUAAUCCAAUUCAAGAAAUGAUAGAGUUGCCCGUCACUCGCCAUUUGCGCCGCCUUGUGGCUUCUACGGAUAAUUUGGUUUCAAAGGUGGUGCUGCCUGCUCUACUUGAGCAAACACAAGCCCGUUUCUUGCUAAAAACUAUCGUAAUGUGGUGGUGCGUACACGUGGGUGGUGCGCUCAGUUUGGAUAGUAUUUCUGUUGUUGAUCACGUACUUGUCAGAUAUCUUCUGCCUGAUUUGCCAAAUCCUGAACAUCAACAUGAUGGAGCUGGAGCUGGUGCUGGAGCACAAGGAGUGGGUGGUUUAGCUGCGGAACAUCAAAAACUAUUCUCUGCAUCACUUUCAUCCCGCGCAUCCUCGUUUGCUGCGUCUCCCACCUCUUCAGUUUUUAUUCACUGGAUGAUCGGCAUGGUGUACGUGUUUUAUUUCGCGUCCUUUGUUCUGCUUUUGCGCGAGGUUUUGCGCCCCGGAGUAUUGUGGUUCAUGCGAAAUUUGAAUGAUCCUGAGUUUAAUCCAAUUCAAGAAAUGAUAGAAUUGCCCGUCACUCGCCAUUUGCGACGGCUUGUGGCUUCUACGUCCCUGUGUUUUACAACAAUUUUUCUUAUCGUUUAUCUUCCCUUGGUUAUUGUGCAAAAGCUAUAUUCAUCUUUGUUGCCCUAUAAUAUGAGCCUUUCUGCUGAUACACCCUUGAGCGAACUAUCUCUUGAACUCCUGAUUCUACAGGUGGUGCUACCUGCUCUGCUUGAGCAAACACAAGCCCGCUUCUUGCUAAAAACGAUAGUAAUGUGGUGGUGCGUACACGUGGGUGGUGCCCUCAGUUUGGAUAGGUAUCUUCUGCCUGAUUUGCCAAAUCCUGAACAUCAGCAUGAUGGAGCGGGAGCUGGAGCUGGAGCACAAGGAGUUGGUGGUUUAGCUGCAGAACAUCAAGCUCUACUGCUCCUUCGUGAACCGCAAGCUUUUCAACCUUAUAUUCGACCUCGUUUCUUCCCUCUCCGUGUUCUGGUCCUCCUCGGAACAAUGGCGGUAACAUGCUGUUUUGCAAGCUGCUUGCUUUUCCUUGUACCAGUGGUUGUUGGGAGAACAAUCAUUCACAACCUCACUGGCUACUCCAAUGUUCACGAGCUAUACACUGUUGGGACGGGACUCUAUGUGUGUUGGAUGUCCGUAAAAAUGGGUUUGCUUACUCUGCAUUGGUUCCACCUUGGCUUGAAUCAUUUGAAAGAAGCGUUCGUCAACUCCAUAUAUCUGAUUUACCAGGAUGGGAUUCGCAAUCUACGAGCUCGCUUCAUACUAACACAGCUCAUUAUUCCAGUGAUUCUCUUUCUUAGUUCUUUGUUAGCUUUUCCCUAUCUCAUAGCUCGGUUAUAUAUCUUUCUGAUAGGUGCACCGCUUGAAGAAAGUGUUCUCGUGCUACGAUACUGUUUCCCAAGUAGUUUAAUCAUACUUCUAGUCGUUAGCUUCCUUCGAUGGCAAUUGAAUAAGAUUCAAGGACUUGCAGAGAACAUCAGAAAUGAAAAGUUGGUGAUUUUGUUUAGAAACGAAAAGUUAAGAAUGAUCUGA